GUCUGUAUCUGCUCUGUGCGUUUUCAAGGUAUCACACUUUACCUGACGUCUCCUCCCAGGUAAAUGUCCUUGAAGGCAUAGUCCUCACCUUCAGCAUGAAUCUGUUUUUAACUUGGAGGAUCAAAGGUCUUUUAUAAGUUAUCGCUGGAAUUUGCUCAGGCGCUCAGUCAGUCAGAGGCAGGCGGACUGUGUCACUACUUUGAUCCCUCCAGCUCUUCUCUUCCACCUUAAACUUCAGCUCUUUAAAAAAAAACAACAGCAGCAAAACGAAACCAGCAAUCAUGGACAACAUCUAUGAAACAAUAGAUGAGGGGAAUCUGCAUGUAGAGCGCCGUGAUGGAGCCGACAGCCCCGACCGGGAGCCCAGAUGUGAGAGCUCAGGCGAGGCGAGGGAGCAGCUGUACAGCGAGGUGCAUGUCCACGCCUCCGCGGGAGAAGAGCGCGGCUCGCCGGACUAUAUGGAAAUCAGGGAGGACAGACACAGCUGCUCGUCCCCUUCAUCCAGCGACGACGAUGAGGUUAAAGAGAAGGAGGUAGAGCACAAAGUAGCGGCGGUGGUGGAGCCGGAGCCGGAGCCUGUGGCGGAGUUGAAGGUAGAGCAGGUGAACGGCGAGGCGCACGACGGAUCCAGGCGCUCAUCGGCCUCCUCAGCAUCUUCCGCCUCCAAUGGAGACCCGUGCGACGACCCGCCGGUCCAGCCGAGGUUUCUGGAAGAGGAUAACGCCGAGGACGGGAUGCUGAUGGCGUACACCCACUUCAACACUGACCCCAAGCCGGAGGAGUCUGUCGACUACAGCCUGAAAACUCUGGAGAACGUCACUCUGGAUGAGAGCAGCGCUGCCCCGGCUGACCCCAGCCAGCCUGAAAUCUCUCUGUUCGUCAAGGCGGGCAGCGAUGGAGAAAGCAUUGGAAACUGUCCCUUCUCUCAGCGUCUCUUCAUGAUCCUCUGGCUCAAAGGAGUCGUGUUCAACGUCACCACUGUCGACCUGAAGAGAAAGCCGGCGGAUCUGCACAACCUGGCCCCGGGGACACACCCUCCUUUUCUGACCUUCAACGGAGAGGUCAAGACCGAUAUCAACAAGAUCGAGGAGUUCCUUGAGGAAAUGCUCUCUCCUCCAAAGUAUCCUAAACUGGCCGCCAAGCAGAGAGAGUCCAACACAGCUGGAAAUGACAUCUUCGCCAAGUUCUCAGCCUACAUCAAGAACACCAAACUGGAGGCCAAUGCUGUCCUGGAGAAGGGUUUGACCAAGACCCUGAAGAAGCUGGAUGACUACCUGAACAGCCCCUUGCCAGAUGAGAUUGAUGCAGACAGCAUGGAGGAGGAGAAGGGCUCCAACCGGUGCUUCCUGGAUGGGAACGAGCUUACUCUCGCAGACUGCAACCUGCUGCCUAAACUGCACAUAGUCAAGGUUGUUGCUAAGAAGUACCGUAACUACGACAUCCCCUCAGACAUGACAGGUGUGUGGCGGUAUUUGAACAACGCCUACACACGUGAUGAAUUCACCAACACCUGCGCUGCUGACUCUGAGAUCGAGACCGCCUACAAAGAUGUGGCGAGGAGACUGGCCAAGUAAACUCGCCAACACAAGCUCAAGCAAAAUAAACUAGCAGCACAACACACAAAAAAACAUCACUUUCAAACUUCCAUGUGACUGAUCUUUAGAGUCUUCUUUGGUGACAUUUCUCUAAGAGCCUGCGAUUUCUGUCUGUUGUAGCAAACAGAUCAGAUGUUGCAGACGUCUCUAUCGUAGGAUGGCUUACACUGCUUUACAGCUCCAGAUGUGAUGGAUGUCAGAGAUUCAGUACAUAGUGUAUAUGGUAUUGUAAUUACAGAAAUAGAGACUAACAGAACAGAAGUGGAGCAAAAUAUAAAUCAAACGUGGUAUGCUCAAGUCACAAGUUUGAAACCAGAUUCAAACUCUGCUGCUGUGAAACUUCUGUCCCAACCCUUUUCACUCAAACGUGAUUGUGUCUGUCUGUAUUCAUUUCUCAUAACACAAAGCUCUCUUUCAUACAUACUCCACCGGUCCACACAGCCAAACAUUUUACUAGCUGCUGAUGUCAGGGUUGUUCACUUUAUUUAUUCCUAAGCCUACAGAAGUCGAGUCUGACUCCGGUGUUUAUUAUCAAGCUCUGGCUCCUGGGGGGAGACGCCUUGCUUCAUCUGUGAUUGAUGCUCUUAAUUGUUUUGCUGAAUAUAACUGUUUAAUCUGCACAUUUGUUCUGAUUUUCAUUCAUUCCUGUAGGUGUUGCUGUAGUUGUUUUGUUUCCUUACCUUAAAAAAAAAUUCACUCCUGCUUCUGGAAGGUUGAUUUUAAGAAAGGUUGAUUUUAAAAAUGAGAUGAUACGCGCGGUGACAUUAGUUCAAAAGAACAAAAAUUAGCGAAUGAGGGCAUCUAUAGCUUAGAACAACUCCUGUUUCUGAAUUGUUUGCAUGCAUGAAUCUGUUUUCAAUCUGAUAUAGAGCCUCUUUUUGAGAUAUGAAAAAUCCUCGACUACGUGCCUUUGUCUGGAAGUAUCGAAAGUCCACGCCAAUGUCACUGAUGGACUCAUUCAGAAAAAUGUAUUGCAGCCAGAGCUUAGACAUUUGUUUUGCCUCCAGCUAUUAGUGUUCAGUCUAGGUAUUGAUUUUGUCUUAAGUUACAGAUGAUAUUAUGAAUGGAGAGAGUAUUUAUUUAGCAGACCCAAUCAGGCCUGAUUAGCUUGAGCCAUUAGUGCUGCGAUGAAAAGCGUCUUCCAGGCCAGGUCCACAAUGGUCAGGAGCCCUGCCCUCCAGCUCUUCAUCAAAGAGACAUUUCCUCCGCUCUGAGGAGUCUAUCAACCUCCACAGCCUAAAAGUUCAAGUUCAAAAGUUUCAUUGUCCACGCAGAGGAGGAUGGAAAUUUGUCUUGGGGCUUAUCGUCUUUGGCUUGGUGUCAGGCUGCAACUAUAGCGAGACUUCCUUGAAGAACCAUAAGGCUCUUGUGUGGUUUGGACAAACAUAUGAUAUGAAAUUGGAGCAUGAUGACUGAGAGGCUUGCUCGUUGCAAAGCUCUACAAAUAAAAUAAUAUUUUCACAGA
Molecule: messenger RNA, 3060 nt
Organism: Seriola dumerili (greater amberjack)
Lineage: Eukaryota; Metazoa; Chordata; Actinopteri; Carangiformes; Carangidae
Gene: clic5b
Product: chloride intracellular channel protein 5-like
Exons: 6
Coding region: 282-1574 (430 amino acids)
Source: RefSeq, a predicted model, not a curated record